CUCUAAUAAGAUGCAGAGACCACCGUUCCAUGCGGAAGAGGAUAUAUAGCCCCAAACCCCUUCGUCAGUGUUAUGUACAGUCUGUUAAUACGAACUGACUUUUAAAACCUGCUAAAUAUAUGCCAUACAAUGUGCAACGGCUGUGUGCAAAAAGAGUAUCCCGACCGGGGGAACACUUGCCUGGAGGAUGGCUCUUAUUUGAUGAACUACCUUGGCUGCGUCAACUGCCAUCAGCGGGACUUCGUGCUGAUCAGCAACAAAACCACGGAGGAUGAGGAUGGAGAGGAGAUAGUCACAUAUGACCAUGUUUGUAAAAACUGUGACCAUGUCAUUGCAAGGCAUGAAUACACCUUCAGCGUUGUUGAUGAAUAUCAGGAGUACACAAUGCUCUGCAUGCUGUGUGGAAAGGCAGAAGACUCCAUCAGUGUGUUACCAGAUGACCCAAGACAGACUGCACCUCUCUUCUAGACCCCAAACCGACGGGUCAUGAUCGAGUGUUACUGACAUGGAUGUGCUGCUGGCUUCAGGGCUACAAUGGUUUUAUCAUCCAUCCAAAUUUUUACACAUAGUUUCAAACAAAUUCCUUAUAUUUCAAGCCCUUUUAAUGAACUACUGUAUGCUGAGGACACACUAUAUUCAUUCCCUCCAUGACCACAUUAAACUAUCAUGUCUUUAAAUUUAUAGUGGUUUUAAAUAAACUUUUUAAAAAGCUUU
Molecule: messenger RNA, 714 nt
Organism: Cheilinus undulatus (humphead wrasse)
Lineage: Eukaryota; Metazoa; Chordata; Actinopteri; Labriformes; Labridae
Gene: churc1
Product: churchill domain containing 1
Exons: 4
Coding region: 130-468 (112 amino acids)
Biological process (GO): multicellular organism development; fibroblast growth factor receptor signaling pathway; positive regulation of DNA-templated transcription
Molecular function (GO): zinc ion binding
Source: RefSeq, a predicted model, not a curated record